This is a messenger RNA of Chanos chanos (milkfish), 963 nucleotides long. RefSeq names its product stimulated by retinoic acid gene 8 protein homolog. The transcript has 8 exons. The record is from RefSeq and is a predicted model, not a curated record. Gene Ontology annotation, biological process: spermatogenesis; cellular response to retinoic acid; activation of meiosis. Gene Ontology annotation, molecular function: protein dimerization activity. Lineage: Eukaryota; Metazoa; Chordata; Actinopteri; Gonorynchiformes; Chanidae. Gene Ontology annotation, cellular component: nucleus. The coding region runs from base 1 to 963 and encodes 320 amino acids.
AUGGCUGAACAUGGACGAAUCAAGAGGAAGGGUGCUGCUGACCAGCAGAGGGAGCGGAGAAGAGCUCUGCAGGCCCGACACCGCGCCACCCUGGCCAGUCUCUUUGAGUCCCUUAAAAAUGUGGUGUGUCCCUUCAUCAAUAAGACCCCUGCCAAGUGGAAGAUCCUUGACCAUGCCAAAGGCUUUCUUCAUGAGAAGGAGGCCUACCUCAACCAGUUACUCAUGUUGAAGGAAACUUACUUCGUAAAUGAUGAUGGACCCAGCACUCUGGAGGAAGUGCGAGAACAAUACAAGAUGCUAUUCUCCAACUGCCGAGUUGAAGUAGCUGAUGCUGGUGGAGAUUCAGACAGUAGUCAGGAAGUUUUGUCUCAAGAGCCAGAGGAUGAACUAUCACAAUCUCAGUCCUUCUCACUGUCUCUCCCAGACAUCCAAGAGUUUGAUGGGUACUUAUUUUUUUACAGGCAUACCCUGGAGCUCCUGCUCCACGGUGGAAUACUUGCUCCAGACCAGAUGGGUCUGCCAGUGGUAGCAGAGGCUAUUCAAGGCCUGUGGAACAGCUUACCACCGGAGCGCAGGACCUCUGUCCGGCCCUACACCCUGGAGGAUAACUGCCUUUCCUGGACAUUGUCCACAGAUAACCCCCUCUGGCCAGACACACCUCAAAACCCCUCCCAACUAUACAGCCAGGAAGUAUCAGGAUCUUCCACCUUUAAGGAGGAUAUGCUUCAAGAUGCAUUUGAUGUAGUUCAGAGAGACAUGGACAUCAGAUCUGUAGACAGCCAGGAAAUCCAGCCCCUCCACUUUGGGGAUGGCGAGAAGCUAAAGGAAAUCUACAAUGACGUCACAUGCUUCAUCAGGAGUCAGAUGUCUGAGGGGCUGGAGUUGACACAGGAGCUGUGCCAACAGGCAGACUAUGACGAGCUCUUUCUGAAGUGUACAGAGAGCUUUGAUGAGGACCUGUGA